UCUCAUUGUUUCCAACCACCUGAGCUCCCCGUGGCUGAAAAGCAGCAGCUGUUUCUCACCAGCUCUGUUUAGGAGUCGAAUGGAAACUAACUGAUCAUUUCGUUCCAAUGGACCUUGUUUUGUUGCUGUUGGUGUUUGUUCCUCCAGUAGUUCAGUGCUACAGCUCAGGUGUAGUCCUAGACAGCUGUGAAGACAUGAAGCCUCGCCACAGCGGGUUGAGCCCACAAACAGGACCGCCGCCCUUCACUGUCACCACAGAACACAGCAGCUAUAGACCUGGAGAGGAGGUCAGAGUCCAGCUCCAGGCCCCAGCCUCCACUCCAUUCACUGGUUUCCUGUUACAGGCCAGAGAAGUGGGUGGGCGAUCCCCUGUGGGUUCCUAUGCCAUGGCAGCCGGGCCAAUUCAACUUCUCACCUGUGGCCAAACACCUAACUCAGCUGUAUCUCACACAUCAGAAUCUGCUAAGACCUACAUCCAGGUGAAAUGGAGAUCAGAAGCAUCAGGAGACAUGAAAGCUAUUCAGUUCCGUGCGUCAUUCGUCCAGAAUUACAAUACCUUCUGGGUUGAUGUGAUGAGCCCUGCCCUGACCUUAACCAAUGACUCUAAUGGAUCUCCAAGUCCUGCGACUCCCAGCAGUUCCAACACUACCCCAGCAACAACCACGAAAGAAGCUGCACCACUUGCUCUGAGUAUCUCCAGUGCAGACUGUGGUGUCAGUAAGGUGUGCUUCAGUCAGCCUUCAGACUGUGAUCCUGCAGUCACUGCUGACUGUUAUUUCUUGUCGGCUACGAUGCUGUCUACCAGUGGUGCAGCCGUCCGCUAUGAGAUGUCGGGAUCUUCUAAUGGUUACAUCUCUUUUGGAUUCUCUGAUGAUCAAAUGAUGGGAGAUGAUGACAUUUAUAUUUGUGGGAUAAGCAGUGAUGGACUGGUGUCGGUGCAGCAUGCCUUUUCAACUGGACGUACAGCCCCACAAGCACUACCUCUGGGAAAUGUUUCUGAUGUACAAGCAUCAGUGCAGGACAAUGUGAUCAGAUGUUCCUUCACUUCCAUGAAUACUAUUUCUACUCAGAGGACUUCUGGCUUCAACAAAACCUACCAUCUCAUGUUUGCCUAUGGACCCAGCAACAACGGACGAAUCCAGUUCCAUACGGGUACUUUCACCAGCACUGACAAGGUGGACAUUUCCAGACCUGGGCUUGUCCACAAAGCUGGGAGGCCUCACAUCAUCAAAGCGCAUGGAGCUCUGAUGCUGAUCGCCUGGAUGACCUCAGGAUCACUGGGAAUGAUGGCAGCCCGAUAUCUGAAAGUGGGCAACGACCAGAAGCUGUGUGGCAAAGAUGUCUGGUUUGUGGUCCAUGUUGCAUUGAUGAGUGUGACAGUAGCAGCCACAAUCACUGCCUUCAUCCUCUCUUUCUCGUAUGUUAAGGAAUGGUCUGGGGGCGUUCAUCCUGUGCUGGGCUGCCUUGUUCUGAUCCUCUCAGUCCUCCAGCCCACACUGGCUCUGCUGCGCUGUGGACCCCAACAUCCACUGAGGUUUUUGUUCAACUGGACACAUUCUUUAAAUGGACUGGCAACCAAAGUUUUAUCUGUGGCAGCCAUAUUUACAGGCCUGAAGUUGAUUGACAGCACUAUGAACCAAUGGCUGAUGAAAGUGAUGGGUGCUUUUGUUGGAUGGGAAGUCUUGUUCUACAUCCUGCUGGAGACCCAUUUAAAAUGGAAAGUUAAGAGUAAAGAUGCUACAACCACGCUACUGGAAUCCAAAACGGUUACAGUUGCAGUUUUUCUGAUGGCUCUGUUCUUCUUUGGAAACCUCUCUGUUCUGGUGGCGCUCCUGGUUGGAAUUGGGAUGUCAUGAGCAAAAGAAGAGUCAAAAGAAGAAUUCCUACAAUUAAACAUAUUUGCCAAACUAGUAGAUGCAUUUUUAAAGCCUUUUUUCUUUUCUUUUUUUAUGCUAGAACUAUUUGCUCAUCUGGUUUGUGUGUCCUUUCUCAAAUAAUAAAAUUAUGAAGCCACAUUUAACUUAAAUGUAGAUGGAGAUAGUUUCCCCUGUAUUAGUUAAAUCAUAGUUUAUAUACAAGUAACCAUGCACUGAUGUGUUCAUUAAGAAGAAAGUUAAAGUUAUCAUUAAAAUGUAGUUCCAUUCACCACUUGUAUGUAAGGCUGUCGCUUGUAUUAUGCAAAUGCUACUGCUGUGGUCUGAGCUGCACGACACUGUGCAGCUGCAGAGGUGAGGUUUAGAAGCGCUGUAAUAUACUCAUCCAGACAGCAAGACCAUAAUACAUAAACAUCCAAUAAUAUAUCAGACUGAUGGUGCCUAUGAUAUGGGAAAUUUUAUCCCUAAUGAGGAUUCUGGGACUGAUAUUAUGGUACCAGGAAGCCACUAAGUAGGUACAUGGUUCCAAAUUCAGAUUCUACAUAAUCAAAAAUCUAUGAUUUGACACCAAGAUCAUUGAAAUAGGACAGGAUUUGCCAUUUUAUUGUGAAAUGCAAUAUCUCUGUAUGUUCAGUGGUGACCAUCUUGAAAAAUGGCCGCCAUCUUGAAUUUUUAGUUGGCUAAGGUGUAUUAUCCAAAGAGCACUCCCCAAGGAGUAUGAAAUGACUUUUGAGAAUUUCCUUUUUGCUAAUAAAUAAAAUGAGGAGGGAUGAA
Molecule: messenger RNA, 2648 nt
Organism: Amphiprion ocellaris (clown anemonefish)
Lineage: Eukaryota; Metazoa; Chordata; Actinopteri; Pomacentridae
Product: putative ferric-chelate reductase 1
Exons: 15
Coding region: 108-1856 (582 amino acids)
Molecular function (GO): oxidoreductase activity, acting on metal ions
Source: RefSeq, a predicted model, not a curated record